AUGGUGUCGAUCUACGACGCCGUGGUGGCGGCGAUCCCGCAAAACAUCAAGAACGACACGCCCGUGCAUCUGCUCGCGUGGAUCCCGGGCAAGUCGCCCAUCUCGACCGUGCCCGCGCUGGUGGCUGCCGUGAUCACCUACCUCGCCGUCAUCUUUGGUGGCCGUGAGCUGAUGAAGAACCGCGCGCCGUUGACGACGAGCAUCAAGCUGCCCUUCCUGCUGCACAACCUCGCGCUCACAUUUGGCUCGGGUCUUCUGCUCGCGCUCAUGCUCGAGGAAAUCGUGCCCAUCGUGCGUCGCAACGGCCUCUUUUACGGAAUCUGCGGCGAGGGCGCGUGGACGAUGAAGCUCGAGACGUACUACAUGAUCAACUACUACUUUAAAUACUGGGAGCUCAUCGACACCGUCUUUCUCGUGCUCAAGAAGAAGCCGCUCGCCUUCCUGCACGUCUACCACCACUCGGCCACCGCCGUGCUGUGCUUCUCGCAGCUGCACGGAAAGACGUCCGUGUCGUGGGUGGUCAUCUGCCUCAACCUCGCAGUGCACGUGCUCAUGUACUUCUACUACGCGCUCACCUCGCUCAAGAUCCGCUGCCCCUGGAAGAAGUCGGUCACCACGGCGCAGAUCACCCAGUUCGUGAUCGACCUGUUCGUGGUCUACUUUGCCUCGUACAACUACUUCGCCUACACCUACUUCCCCAACGUCCCGCACGUCGGCACGUGCGCCGGCAAGGAACACGCCGCCUUCUCCGGCAUCAUCUGCCUCACCUCGUACCUCUUCCUCUUUAUUGCCUUUUACCAAAAGACGUACGCAAAGGACAAGGCGCGCAAGCUCGCAGCCAAGCAGAAUGGCAAGGCCAACGGCAAGGCUGCCAAUGGCAAGGUCAACGGCAAGGCGCAAUGA
Molecule: messenger RNA, 903 nt
Organism: Moesziomyces aphidis
Lineage: Eukaryota; Fungi; Basidiomycota; Ustilaginomycetes; Ustilaginales; Ustilaginaceae
Source: the annotation of a GenBank genome assembly